Ostrinia furnacalis (Asian corn borer) is the source of this 4206-nucleotide messenger RNA. RefSeq names its product leucyl-cystinyl aminopeptidase. Gene Ontology annotation, cellular component: cytoplasm; membrane. The record is from RefSeq and is a predicted model, not a curated record. NCBI's taxonomy places the organism in Eukaryota, Metazoa, Arthropoda, Insecta, Lepidoptera, Crambidae. Gene Ontology annotation, molecular function: metalloaminopeptidase activity; zinc ion binding; peptide binding. The coding region runs from base 1 to 3273 and encodes 1090 amino acids. Gene Ontology annotation, biological process: peptide catabolic process; proteolysis. The transcript has 14 exons.
AUGACGCUUUCCACGAGCCGGCAGCAGUUCCUGGCGUACGAGUCUCAAACCCCUGAAGAUAUCCAAUAUGGCCGCCGUGGGGGCAUCUUCAUCUCCACCUGCGUCUGUGUGCUGUCCAUCAUCAGCGCUGUUAUACUAGCUGUGCUGGUCGGAGUCAUUGUAUACUUCAUCACCUAUUACAAGGUGGCUCAGGAGACAUCAACAUCUGAAUUCUGGGAUGAUACGGAACCAUUCGGUGCCAGUGGGCCUUCUCCAGAGCUGAGACUGCCCUCUAGUGUAGUCCCAAGCUUCUACCGACUCAAACUGCACACAGACUUAGAGAGCUCUAACUUCACCGGAGAAGUAUACAUCACUAUUCGGGCCAAUAAACCAGUAAAAGAAAUCAUAUUACACUCAAAAAACCUCAGUAUUAACGGAAAUGCCAGACUCACUGAACAGAUUUAUGAGAAAGUUGAAAUGCUUCAUGACAGAACGAAACGUCAGAUUAAUGAGACAGCUGUAGACAGCAAUGUAACUGCAAGUAUUAAUGAGUCAGAAAUUAUUACGACUACAGCGAAUGUGUUGGCUGAAAAUGUGACAGAAGCUAUAGAAACAACUACGCAAAUAGUGACUGAACCACCUGUUGCUCCGGUAGAUACUCAAGUGACACAUAGCAGCGUGCGUAAUAUAAAAAUACUGUCAAUAAUAGAAGCUACCGGUGACAGACUGAUCUUAAAAUUGGAAACAGCACUCACUCCUAAUGUUGAUUAUACUUUAGAAUUGCCAUUUAGCGGUCAAAUCUCAAAUUCAUUGACCGGUUUCUAUAAAAGUACUUAUAAGAAUGCCAAAAAUGAAACCAAGAAGUUGGGUGUCACCCAGUUUGAACCCACCUCAGCCAGGGCUGCGUUCCCAUGUUUUGACGAGCCAGCAUUCAAAGCCAUGUUUGAGAUCAGUAUUGCACACCCAGAAAACAUCAGUGUGCUUUCCAAUAUGAAGGUUUCUACCGAAGAGAACAUCGCCAAUGAACCUGGCUGGAAAUGGACCCACUUCGACCGAUCCGUUAACAUGUCGACAUAUCUCGUCGCUUACGUUUUAUCAGACUUCAAGUCCUUAGAAACCACUUACUUGAGCAAAGACAAUGUAACCAAGCCCAUUCGAAUUUGGACCAGACCUGAGCUGAUCGAAAAGGCGAACUACGCCCUGAACAUCACUCCGAAACUGUUGAGUUACUAUGAAGAAGUGUUUGGAGUUCCAUAUGCUUUGGAGAAGCUGGAUCUUAUCGCGAUUCCGGAUUUCUCCAGUGGAGCUAUGGAAAAUUGGGGCCUUAUUACUUUUAGGGAAACCACGCUUCUUUUCGACGAAGCGGAAAGCGUUCCCCGCGACAAGCAAAACGUCGCCAUCGAUAUAGCUCACGAACUAGCUCACCAGUGGUUCGGCAACCUCGUCACCAUGAGGUGGUGGACUGAUCUCUGGCUUAACGAAGGAUUUGCGACGUACAUCGAAUACCUAGGAGUGGACCACAUCGAACCAGAAUGGAACAUGUUCGAAUCCUUCGGGCGCGACAAGAUGGAUCUCCUCAGAUCCGACGCGCUCAAAAACACUUCGCCCGUGUCCCGCAAAGUCAUCGAUGCGUCCGAAAUAUCGCAGAAGUUCGACGAGAUAUCGUAUAGCAAAGGAGCCAACUUAAUACGCAUGCUGAAUCAUACGAUAUCGGAGGAGCUGUUCCAUAAAGGACUGGUGAUUUAUUUGAAUGAUUGGAAAUACACAAACGCCGAAGAAAAUGACCUAUGGCAGGCCAUGGAGAAAGCCACGCGGACGGACCCAACACUGAAAGACUUAUCCGUAGUGAACUUCAUGAACACUUGGACGCGACAGGCCGGUUACCCCGUUGUCAAGGUCAACAGGAACUACGAGAAAGGCCUCAUUGAGAUUGAACAGAAACUCUUCACUAGCGCCUUAGACCCGUACCAGAAGAUGUUAGACCAACUCUGGCACAUCCCCAUCAGUUAUACCGGCAUGGACACUCCAAAAGACCAGUGGAACACCAAACCAAGGACUUGGUUGAAGAAUCGUUUCCAAGUAGUCUCGGUGCCGGUCAACAGCACAGAAGCCUUGUACGUGAACGUCGAUGCUAUUGGUUACUACCGCGUGAAUUACGACAAGAAGAACUGGGAGCUACUGUCAGCAGCUCUCAAGUCUGGGAAAGUCCAGUCUCCCAUCACGAAGGCACAGCUCAUUGACGACGCCUUCAACCUGGCUAAAGCUUCGCAGCUAAACUACAGCUAUGCCCUGGGUCUGACUACCUGCGUUAUGAAUGGAGAAGAUUCGAAGAUUGUCUGGGAUUUGUUAUUGAAUAACAUGGGCUUCUUGAAGUUCAAUCUGAAGGCUACCGCUGGAUUUGUGUAUUUCCAGGACUACAUGCGUAUAAUCCUCAAGAAACAACUGGAGAAGUUGAACUACGGUCUGAACAAGCCUCGCGACGACAACGAGGCCCUGCUCAUAGAGAACCUGCUUAUGUGGGAGUGCUUUGUAGAGUCGCCGCGGUGUCUCAACUGGGCCCGGACAGAAUUUGACAAGUGGAUGAGCAACCCUGCUGUCAACCCGAUCCCAAGCUACCUGCGCUCGCUAGUAUACAGCGUGGCGCUUAAGUACGGCAGCCGGCGCGAGUUCGACUUCCUAUGGGGCGUGUUCCAGUCGUCAGCCGAUCCUACCGUCAAGAGCCUGGCCAUCAACAGCCUGCCUUCCACCAGGGAGGAGGGGCUUAUCACUAUGCUCCUAGAAAAAAGCAUCACCGAAAUACCCAAGCAGUACGCGAUCGCAGUAUGGAGUUUCGACGCCACCGCCGCCACGGCAAUCGCGCAAGACUUCCUCAUCAACAACUUCCAAAGAGUCUACGACAAGUUUACGCAAAUGGAUGCCUUCAUGUUCCCCGCUGUGCUAAGCGGAGCAUUUGGCUUUAUAUCGCAUACUGAUGAGCUCAAUAAGUUGAAAGCCUUCGCAACGCACCACAAGCAGCAACUGAUGCCAAUGUCGCAGACGCUGCAGAAGUUACUGGACACGGCCAAGCUGCGCAUCAACUGGAUCGACAAGUACGCGCCCAGCAUCAACCAGUGGUUCCGCGAUUACGUCACCAACUCAACGACUCUAACCAAUGUUACCAACACCACUACCACAGACGCCAACACACCAAUUAUUGGAGCCAACGGCGCCAACUCCAGUGCCAAUGUUCCUGUAACGGAAAAUCCUCCCGCCAAUCCUGGCCUCAAUAUCACAGAAGUGCUUCCUAGUCAAUAACUAAAGGUUUGAUUUAGUCAUUCAAUUAUCAAGUUCGAAAGGUCGGAUAAAAAUACAGCCGCUAAAAGUCGAUAUAUAGAUAUCGAUAAAAGACCUUUUGGACUGUAGCUAAAUAUUCGAAAAUUUUACAGAAAUUUUAUCGAGUGUUUAACACUUUAUUUGAAUUUUGUUUAGGUUAAGAUUAUCGCUGGUUGAUUUUCAUCGAAUAAUUUAAGAUCGCCCUUAAUGCCUUAAAGGAGUGCGAGUGAACAUUUAGAGAUAUUGAUAUUUUUAGGACAACGAAAGGGCCAAAGUUUCAUUUCCAUCACAAUAUUAAUUCUAUCUUGCAUACUCGUAAGUUCUUAAAUUAAAAUAUUUUUUGAUAAUAAAAAACUAUUUUGGCAAUUUUUUGCUAAUCGUCGAAAUCACACACUUGUUUAUUAUUACUUUAGAAAAAUUAAAGCAAACCAGUUUGUAGAUAUUUGACGCAAAUAAAAAUAAAAACAUGUUUUAUUUUCUAAUAAUAUCUUUAUAGAAACAUUUUAGAAUUAAUUUACGAAAUGGCUAUAAGUAUCUAAUAGUAUAAUUUAUCAUAAGUAUGUAAGUAGGUAAAAACUACACAACGCCAAAGUGCACAGGGUGCAUUUACAUAAUAUUUAAACAUAAUAAAUGUAUUACACAAAUCUAAAAUAAUUCUAUCCAUUACCUACUUAUUUAUUUGUACUUACAGAGAGUAAUAUUAUUAUAAUAAUGUAUUUUGAAAGUAGUAUUUUAUGUGCUCUCUUAGGUGUCUUUCAAUGUAAAAAAUACAUCAUAAGUAAAUACAUAAAAUAUAUUAUUUAUUAUUAUCGUUAUUUUGAGGCAUUUAUUUAUUAAGAAAGCUGUUGAAUCUAUGUAUUAUAAGCUUAAGAAUAUACAUUAAAUAUUAUAUCGUUUUGAAAAAUAUAAUCGAAU